GCCCUAACCCCACUCCGGUCUCUUCAUCUCUUCCUUCUUCCCUCUCUCUGGUUCUAAAUGAAGGCUAUGUGUGCCCCUUGCCCCCUUCUUCCCCUCCUCCUCUUCCUCCUCCUCUCUCUCUGCUGCUGUGUGGAAGAUGGCCGCUGGUCUGAGAGUAGGUGGGUGAGACUCAUUUCCUGUGCUCCUCAGGGCCUCGUUGCUCCAAUGGCAGCAGCAGCUCCCACCAUCCAGGGGGCCUGUUUGGUAGCAAACACGGGGCGUCUUCAUCUUCUCCUCCAUCUACUCUUCCUCCUCUUCCUCUUCUACUGCCGCCUCCACCAUCCAUGCUACAGCCCCCAGGGGCCCACUAUAUGCCACAGUCUGGCGGCCCCCCAGACAAGCUCUAUGCGGAACAGGCCCCGAAGGCCUCACCCACUGAGGAGGAAAUGCAAGAGGAAGACAAUAGUCCAAAUAACAAUGCAGAGCUGGAGCGCAUCCAGGUUCCUGUAGAGGAAGAUCAGAUGGUGGAGGAGAAGCAUGGAGUGUGUGUGGCGGAGGUGCAGGGCGGAGGGCCGGGCUGGCGGCAGGAGCUCGCCUGCUCUCUGUGUAAGCAACUGUUUAGCAGCCUGCUUCAACUGAGACAGCACGAAUACAGCCACACGCUUUCACUUAUGGCUCUCUCACUGGACUGCCUCGACCACCAUCGCCCACUAGUGGCCUCCGCGUCUCCGCUCAACCCUCAGCCGGCACGCUACCACUGCUCGCAGUGUCCGGCCAGCUUCACUCUCAAGUCCAACGCAGACCGCCACGAGAAGACCAUCCACCUCAAACGGAAGCUGAUGCAAUGUGUGUACUGCCUCAAGCACUUUCGUGACCGCACGGACCUGAACCGCCACCUGUCGUCCGUGCAUUCCAGCGAGCGAGUGUACACGUGUCCCGCCUGCUCCCGAACCUUCAGCACACAGAAAAACCUGGCCACCCACGGCAAGGUCUGCUGUCAAUCGGGAAUCUCGCCCACUGAGCAGUUAUGGAACUUGCAUGGUUUAAAGGAAGACCAUCACGGCCAUAUCCAUGUAGACGAUUGAUUCACCAAACCAGCAACACUUUUUAUUGGAUUGAUAAGGGAAUGUGUAACACACCAAGUCGUCCCAAUCAAGGUCUUUUGGCCACAGCACUGUUGACAUUUCUACCUUCAUUUUUACUGUAUGUCAGAUUUGUUUAUUCUGGAAAUAAAAUCCAAAUCGUCUUUCGUUUUUGCUUUAAAUGACUACCGAAUAUGGCUGCCGAUUUCUAUGCAAAAUUUCUAUGCAAAAUUAGGCAUUAUUUCUCUUUACGCAUAAAGAGCUGUCUGAUCUUUGCACCACCCAGGAUUAUCCAAGAUCUAACGUAAGACUGGAGAACACAGUGAUCUCAGUGCAUUUUAUGCCAAUGCUUUUUCCUUUUUGGGUGGCUUUGCACCCCUCUUUUUUUUACUACUGAACUAGUCAUGUGCUUAUUCUGCAAUAUUGGUUUAAGCACGGGGGUAUCUGUAACUGGUCGAAGUGUUAAGUAGUGAAUUCAGCUGUUAAAUCUGAGCACAAUGCUGCCCUCUGCAGGAAAAUCUAUCUCUUGUGUCCUGUGCUCAACUAGAAGGAGAUGAUGAGGGAUGAGGAUAGAUUAGGGAAUGUCCUAAAUCUUUCAUCCUGCUACAUCUUCUUGUGUGUGUGUGUGUGUGUGUGUGCGUGUGUGCUGUAUACGAGUGAGUAUGUGAGUGCGGGAAUUAUGUCAGUAAUUAGCUCUUCUCUGCUCUCACCCGUGCUGACCCUAAAUUAUACAGAUAAAUGAGAUGUGAAAGGAAAAGACAUAAGCCCUUUAAAGUUGUGAUCAGUCCUUGUGUGUUCUCACACUAUCCUACAAGCAACAUAGCCAGUGGAAAAGAAAAAGGGGUGUUUUCUGGACCCUUUCCAACACAGACAAAAUCAAUUGUGUGUGUUUUCAUAUGUUUUCUAAUAAAUAUUUUAGAAACCUGUUUUUGACGGGUUACUGUCCUGCAGUGUUUAGCUCUAACAAGAAUUAAGCACAUCUGAAUUUAUCAAAGCUCAGUUUCAAAUAGAAAACUAUAUGGCUGUUAACACCUGGUCAGCUUUGUGUGUGUGUUUUUUUUUUUCUGAUCAGAUCUGAAAUGGAGUUGAAUAUAUCUGAUCACUCAAAACACUUAUUGAAGGGGGCCUGAGACACAUUCCAGAUGAAACUAGAAAGGUCUAAAUGCAGCACAAAAAUUUGACCAGUUCCAAAAUGUAAAAUUAAAAAACGUGAGAUAGAGCUGGCCAAUUAAUCGAAAGUAGUCAAAAUCGACAUUUAGAACCUAUAAUUAAUCACAAUUUUCCAGGACAAUUUUUUUGUAAUUACUUUUCCUACGUGUUGCGUGACCCCACUUCAUUACUUCUGUGGCCACUUUGCAGCCCCAUCUGAUCUGUGGUGAAAUAGGAUGAUGGACAUAUUCUUGAGCCUUACUUUGCUCUACAUUCACGAUGAUUGGAAGCUAUGCCAGAGAUGCCUUUAUCAGUAUAUAAUAACUUGUUAGUGAACUAUAAUGGGCAAAAAGAUUGAAUAAAUAAAUAAAAUAAUCAUUCAUUAAUAAUAAUCAGGUUAAAAUGUUCAAUUAAUCGAGAUUUAGAUUUUAGGCCAAAUCGCCCAGCCCCAAUGUGAGAGCAUGUACUUAAAUGUAAAACACAAUGCCACAGAUGACAGUUUGGGAUGUUUGCUUUAUUUUAUUAAAAAUGUUUCAUUCUAUUUUUGACUAGUCGUUAAACGUUAAAUGAGCAAAGAAUGUUAUUUUUUAUAAUUCAUUUUCUUUUUGGCUUAGUCCCUUUAAUAAUCUGGGGUUGC
This is a messenger RNA of Danio rerio (zebrafish), 2847 nucleotides long. The record is from RefSeq and is a predicted model, not a curated record. NCBI's taxonomy places the organism in Eukaryota, Metazoa, Chordata, Actinopteri, Cypriniformes, Danionidae.